CGCCCCGCGCCACCGCCUCGCAGGGCGGUGGGUGCCGGGGGAGGCUGCUCGGUGCCGCCGCCGCCCGGGAGGGAGGUUAUGUAAGGGGGGAGGGAGGCGGCGGGAGGAGGAGCAGGACGCCUCGCCGCCGCCGCCGCCGUGCAGCCGGGCAGCCGCAGCCAGCCGGGGCCGGUGCCGGUGCCGGUGCCGGUGCCGGUGCUAGGGCGGCCGCAUGUGCGAAGUGGGGACGCGGCCGCCGCUGGCCGCUGAGCGCGGGGAGCCGCCCGGGGGUGCCGCCGCCGCCGCCGAACGGUGCCGCGACAUGGGAGAACAGCCCAUCUUCACCACCAGAGCCCAUGUCUUCCAAAUUGACCCCAGCACGAAGAAGAACUGGGUUCCCGCAAGCAAGCAGGCUGUUACUGUUUCCUACUUCUAUGACAGCACGAGAAACAGCUAUCGGAUUAUCAGUGUGGAUGGAGCCAAGGUGAUCAUAAACAGCACAAUCACGCCUAACAUGACCUUCACUAAAACAUCGCAGAAGUUCGGCCAGUGGGCAGACAGCAGAGCAAAUACUGUGUUUGGUUUGGGCUUUCCCUCCGAGCAGCAGCUGACAAAGUUUGCAGAGAAAUUCCAAGAAGUAAAAGAAGCUGCCAAAUUAGCAAGAGACAGAUCUCAAGAGAAAAUUGAGACCUCAAGCAAUCAUUCCCAGGAAUCUGGACGUGAAACACCAUCUUCCACUCGAGCAUCUAGUGUGAACGGGACAGACGAUGAGAAGGCAUCACACGGAGGUCCUGCUGAGGCACAUCUCAAGUCUGAGAAUGAUAAAUUAAGAAUUGCUCUAGCCCAAAGUUCAACCAAUGUGAAGAAGUGGGAGACAGAGCUGCAGACACUGCGGGAGAGCAACGCCCGGCUGACCACAGCUCUGCAGGAGUCCGCAGCCAGCAUCGAGCACUGGAAGAAGCAGUUCUCAGCCUGCAAGGAGGAAAAUGACCAGCUCAGGAGCAAGAUUGAAGAACUGGAGGAACAGUGCAAUGAAAUAAAUAAAGAGAAGGAAAGAAAUGCACAGCUGAGUAGACGUCUCCAGGAACUGGAAACAGAACUUCAGGACAAAGAGCUGGAACUGGAAGAGCUCCGAAAGCAAGGUGAAAUUAUACCACAGCUAAUGUCAGAAUGUGAAUCUGUAUCUCAACAAUUACAGGCUGCUGAGAAAAAGAACAAAGAUCUUGAAGAGAAAGUCAGAACACUAAGGACAGAAGUCGAAGAAAGCAAACAUAGGCAGACCAACCUUAAAACUGAAUUAAAGAAUUUUUUAGAUGUACUAGAUGGGAAGAUAGAUGAAUUACAUGAUUUCCGACAAGGACUGUCUAAACUUGGGGUUGACAAUUAGAUGGCAAUAGAUUUUUUUUUGUAAUCUAGGGUCUGGAUGUUUGAUGUUUUGUUGAUCCCAAACGUGUGUUUUACAAAAUAUAACUAGAAUGUUCCACUUGUUUGCAUUGGUUUUGUACAUAGAGGCUGAAAAUUUGCUGUGGGGGUUUUGGGAUUAUUUUUUUCAUUUGUUUGUUUAUUUUCCAAACCAAUCAUGCUGCUCACUGAAUUUCGUUGAGAUUAGAAACUUCAUAUAUUGCUGCUCUGGCUUUGUGGGGUUGGGAACAGGUAGACGGUUCCGUCUCAGGAAUCUGGAACUAGAUCUACCUUAAAAUGAAUAUGCAGUUAGUUGUUGCAGGGAAAUUUAUAUCUUUCUUAAGGGCUGUUGCAACCAUAGAAACAGAAAACUAGUCUUUUUCUUGUCCGGACUGUCGGCACUCCUAGCAACAUCAACUUUUAUUCCUUGGUGGAGCAGAGAGAAGAUUAGCUGGAGCUCCUGCAGUGUGUAAAAUGUGCCUGUGAUGAGCUGCAGUCAAGUGAACUGCUUCACACAGAUAUCAGUAUCUUUAGGGACCAUGUCAAUCAGGCCUGAUUCACCAAAAAAGAGAUCCAGUGGAUAUCAGAUAACCUCCGAUACAGGUUGCAUGUGCUUGCCUGGACCCGUACAGCACAAUGUCAAUGACACAGAAAUGUAUUUCAGCUCUUCAAGUCAAGCAUCUUUCUUACCCAGUAGGCAAGGACAGCUUCUCUUGCUUGGCAAGGCCAUCUCUCUUUGGCCUUCAGUUUUGAACCCAUAUAGUUCCAUCUCUAUGUGCAUCUUUGAAAAAUGCCCACCUGAGUCUUGGGACCAGAUACGUAUUUUAGAAGGUGAUAUGUUGCUGGUUUCCACACAGGGUGCAUACACCUCUGUGCAACUUGAUCACUGUUGAUUAACUUCUGCAGUAGUGAAGGAGACAUUGCUCUGAAAAGCAAUAUAAGGUUUCUUGAAGGUGUUGCUCAGAAGCACGUUUCUGCCCAGGAGGCUGGCAGGGUCAUGACCACAUGAAAUCAAAAUCGUUUCUGAUGAUUUCUGACUUCUCACCUUGUGUGUCUUUGACAGUGGGGUGGGAACUGGUCACCAAGUUAGACUGUCCAAAAAAACCCCACCACAACCCAAACAGCAGAAAUGCUGUUGUAUGCUCAAGCUGGUUAUUCAGCAGCUCUAAGUAUGUGUUGAGGAAUGCAAGGUCAUACGCUGAGCUUCCAAUGAGAAGGAAGUUCACUUCAUCACAGAGAGGGAUGUAAAAAGAGACAGAGAGGAGAAUUCAGCCCAAAUUUUGCUCUUGCCCCUACGACUGCCUUCAGCUUCUUUCUCUUCUUUCUCCAUAAACUGGUUUGAAGUUUACAUGGGAUCUGAGCUAAUUCAGGAAAGAACUUUUGUUUAUGCAACAUUAUUAUUUGCUUAAUUCAGGUGAAAGCUUGGUUAAGCACUGUGUUAGUGCAUUCCAGCAGUGAUUGAUAUAAAAUGGUCAUGCUUUACUUAGGGACUUUUAUCUUUUCUCAGCACAUCUCAAUUAUAAAAGUGACCUUUAAAAGAAAGGUGAGUUAUUAUGAAACAUGCAUUGAAUAUCUUUUGUACAUGGAUAUAUAAUCCCCAUGCUGGAGGCAGGUUCUGUCUGCAAUUGUCCCUUCAAUUUUUAUCUGUUAACUGUUGCAUUACCUUCAAUCACUGUUUUUUAGACUGGACAACUUUGUGUAUUUUUGCCUUUAUUCCUUUUAAACAAUGAUGUGAAGCCAGGACCUUUCAGAACCAUUGUGACCACUUAAGUCUCUUUUAAAAAAACUGUUGUAGGCUGUUGAUAUUUAAAAAUAAAAAUACAAAUAAAAUUAAACCCAGGUACAUAGCAUGUAGGCCUGUGAAAAUUAGCCUUUGCCGAUACGGAAGAUUCAACAGUUGCAUAACGUGGGGUUAGAUCAGACUUCUCAACAUUGAAAAUGACAUCAGAAACUGUGUGUGGUUGUGUACAAGUAAUCUGCAUUUUUAGGUUUUUUUUAUUUGAUAGCAAGUCAGACAGACACCACCAUUUAACAGGAAGUUAAUGGUUCGGCUUCUCCUCUCCUUCCACGCUGCUUUAGAGUGAGUUCCUGAACUGCAGCUGGUCCCUACAUCAGUUGGGAAUCAUGGGAUAACACAACUAAGAGCUGCAAGCAAUACAAUUAGUCAGGGCCCUCCUCAUCACAGUGGUUUAUUGCUUUUGCGCUGAAGACCCUGCUCCAUCUUCUGGCUCCUUUUUCUUGUUGAGCAGUCUUAGGGCUUCCUUCUUAGUUUUAAUAUAAAAUAUGAUUUUUAACAUGAUCCUGGGUAGAUGGGGUUAAUCCAGAUCUUUUUUCCACUUUAGUUGGGUCUAUCUCAGAUCCAGUUCAUUAGGAAUGUAUUAAGCCACUCUUAAAAUGCAAGAAAAGUGUUUCUAUGGGACUGCAUCAAUUUAACAGAUGGAGCUUAAUGAUGGUGCAUUAAACCAGUGCAUAGCUCUGACAUGGGUGGUUAUUUCUGGGUGCUUCGUGCCCACCAGAGGAACAGUGGGGGUGUCCUUAGAGAAAUCUCUGCCCUGUCUCUUCUAGUUUUGUCCCAAAUGUAUGCUUUCCUUAUCUGCUAUUGCUGUGAAGCUGAGUUGUUAGGGAUGCCUGUAUACAGCUAUAUGCUGUGAGAAACUCCACCAUCCAAGGUCUUGCUAUAAUUACCUUCUUUCUCUCUUUUUCCUUCCCAACAGCAGUAAGUUGAGAGCUUCUAUGUAUAAUCACUUAAAAACCUCCCCCAAACUCCAUCUCUUUUAACCUUUCCCCCUCUUUCACUGUAUUUUUCCUCUUCUAAAGUGUGCUAGGAAGAGGCAGUGGGUGCUCUCAGGAGUGUUUGUUUGGACGCCAGCCUGGCCCCAUCCCUGCCACAGACAGGAGCCCCAUGUGCCUGCUGGGUGGGGACCAUCAGUCUCACUGCUUAUUCCUUGAUGCUCUGUGGUGGCUCAGCAAUAACCCCUGCGUGCCGAACUGUGACCCCCACACCGCUCCUCAGGGACUCAGCCCGAUGUUGAAAUGCCUCCUCCCUCCCAGCAGGAGCACCAAGGCAGCCAGCUUUCCCCCACCAAAAUGCCUGCACCAUCCUGUGGAUGCAUUUAUUCCUCCUUUUGUGCCCGUCUCCAUGGGCACCCCAAACCAGGAACUGCACUCAGCUGGCAGCCACCUGCCUAGAGGUGGCCCCAAACGCUGCUGGGGCCAAGAAAUGCUCAUCCUUGUCCAAGAGAGGGUCUGCAGAGCUUGGUUUUAUUUGUUAUUAAAAUACGGUGCUGUGCAAACCCUGGUUUCCCCAUGCCAUCAGCAAUGAAGUAGGUCAUCACUCCAUUUCCUUUGAGCCUGAGUGGAGGUGUCUUUAUACAAGGUUGUAUCUCACCUUGGGCAAUCAUGGGUUCUCUGUCUGGACACAGGUUUUUCCCUCCAAGUGGUUGAUGGCAGGGUCUAUCCUACCUCAGUUACAUGGUCUUUUGUUAAUAAGGGUCUUGUGCUUGGCACUUCCCGUGCCGAUACCUGCCGGCCGCACCGCUGCAGAUCCCACCUCGCUGCCCAUCCUACCUGCCCAGCCCUGGUGGCAGUGACAAGCUGGUAGCUCUAGCAAGAAAAAUCUCUGCUGGCCUCUUGUGACACUGAGUUAGAGGGUGUCUUACUGCCUUCCGGACUUUCCAGUGUGAUGCUCCUUUGAGCUGGUGUUAGAGCUGCUGAAUAAUGGUGGGAUGGUGGUUUUUUGGUGGCCAAAAAGAGAAACAAACAGGUCUACUUUGCAUUAGCACAAAACCUAAAAAUAUUCGAUGACAUAAAAAUACAUGGAGGUAAUUGUUUUCAAGGGAAAGAAUGUUCUGUUAGAUAUGUUAUUUCACAUUUUGGAAAAUGACCUUAGCCUCAUUUUUGAAUAAAUUAUUUCCAAAUGAAAAACUGAAAUGUUUUUUCACACCCCAAAAUAAAGAGGUUAACCUUCUGCUCUUUUUCUAUUUGGCUGGAUCUUUAUUUGCUGAUUUUGACUCAACUUCACAAAUAGUUUUUUGUUUGGUCUAAAAGUGCAUUUUCAGCAAAGUUAGUACUUUUCAGUGUUCUUCUGUCUACAUCUAAUUGGUGUCUCCUUUACUGAGUGAGCUCACUGGAAGGAAACUGUCUUUUCUGUAAGAAAUCCAGUGCCACCUCUCACUUUCUAUAUUCUAGCACUUGAAAGAUGCCCUUUUAAAAAUAGAUUUACACUGGGUGCAUCGGUGCCCAGAAAACAAAUGUUAUUUAGACAUGCUUUUCUUCUAGAGAAACAACUGAAUUUAUUUUAAUGUGAACGAUUUAGGGUGAAUGUUUUUUAAAGCUGCUCAAAGAAUUAAGGAGGGUGUGAGGGGUUUCUGCUGUUCCCGCUGCUUUCCCUGCCACUGCCAUCGCUUUAGAGGAGCAUCAGCAAAAGGGUUUGUGGUGUUAAGGCAGGUGCUCACCCUGUGUUCAUCCUGUAGCUUGUUGGGCUCAGGGAGCCCAUGUCUCCCUCUCAGCAGGGCACACAUUGUCUGUAGGUUUCUGCACUCUACACUGUGUAAUUGUAUUUUAUUUUGCAAGUGUUCACUUUCUCCCUUAUUAGUUUCUUUGGCUGCUUCAUGAAUGACAGGAGGAAAGCUCCCUGUUACUGCCACCUCGUACUGGUGGGAGUUUCUCAGCUACAAGACUGCUCUUAGGCUUUUCCAAAUGCUUAUCUCUGCAAAACCCUUCAAAGCAUCAAUGGCUUGUAAGGAAUAUAGUGCUGUCUUCCUGAGCCUACGGAUUAACAAAGAUAAAACUGCUAUCAGGGUGAAAUGCCCAGCUCUGCUCAGUGUGUGACUGAUGCUCAAUCUGAAGGGAAGGGGUGUGAGGACGGAUCGUCAGCAGCAGCAGCUAAUUUUGACAAUCGUUUCAGCAGAAGCUUCAGUGAAAGAUGUUCUCUGCCCACAAGCUGUGGAUGUGCCAAAGGUCUAGGAUGGCCACACUGACCUGUCAGCUCGCCCGCCUUUGUCUGGGCAGUUCUGGGCUUGUCAAGCCUGUCUAUCAAAAAGUCCUCAGCAUAUCACAGAUGUGGCAGUGUGAGGGAUGGAAGGUGAAUGCCCACACACAGAGCUGAGCAGCAUGAGAGCAUUGCAGCAAUGCCCUGGUUUAUGGUCAGCCACUUCCAGUCAAAAAUAGGAAAAGCUAUUGCCAUCCUGUGCGGGCUCAGCGGCACCAGAGACCUUGCAGAAGGGCACAUUCUCUUUCUAGAGGUCUGUGAGGCAGCGAGGACUCCCAGGCUGGGCUGGCAUGUCUGGUUGUGGGCACCAUUUAGCAACAGUAAGACAGAGAGCUAACCUAAGGUAUUUUUUCUUUCCAUGAAUCGUGUUCAACAAGCACCUGUGUGUCAAGCAAAGCAAUACGUAUCCACAAGACAUUUAAUCCAGACACACCUCCAGACGGGGAGCCCCGGCUGGGUGGCACAGCCCGGCUGGGGAUGCCAUGCAUGGAGUCCUGCACCCCAGGCACACAGCAGUACUUUAGGCUCAGUAUUGGAAUAUAAACUUGGCAGUUAAAUGAAGUUUGCAUGUCUUAAAUGCCGUUCUCUGUGGUAAACGAUAAGGUACCAGAAGGGAAAUACAGAGUCAAGAGGUGAAUGAUAAAUGUGAUGAAGGUGCUUCCCAAACGAGGGCUCUCCUACAGGCUGCGGGCAGAGCGGGUCCUGGCCGGGAGGGCUUUGCUUGCAUCCCUGUGGGAUGUUGGAUGUCUAACCUGAUGUCUAACCUGUUUGAAUUUCUACUGUGUUUUGUCUUAGCUUUUCUUCUUUUUUUCCUUUUUUAUUUUUGGUUUUGUUUUGGAUUUUUUUUAAUAGAUAGCCUAAAGAUAGUCUUCAGGUGAAGGUGCCUAUACCUCCAGAAAUUUUAUAUGCACGUUUUGAAAUAGAUUUCUUUUUCCUUUGUGGUCAUUUACUUACCUAGUAAUAAUGGUACAUACAAGAAAGGCACUUGAGAAAAAAACCUGUCUGCUGUUACAUUUUGGUUUGGGGUAUUUUUUUUGUAUUUUAACACUGGUCAGCAAUAAUUAUUUUAGCCAUAUACUAGCUAAAAAGACUGAUAUUGUAAGAUUUGAGAACUCAGCUUCUAAGUUUGCAGUAUGUUGAUAAACUUGGGUAUGUGACAAAGGAGCUAUGCUCAAUAAAAGAGUAUUUUGCAGCAUUUAGAUGUUUUCAUUUAAUUGCCUAAUAGUGAUCAUGAACGUAAUAUUCUAUAAAACUCAUCAUGAAUGACAAACAAAGCACUUCAUUUUUAACAUGAAUAUAUCCCUUGUAGUUGAAAGUUCUGAGAGUGUUUAGUGUGGUCUGCUAUACCCAAAUAUUUAGAUUAUUAUGGAAUUUUAGUACUAAACAUAAACAUACACCCUGUUUUUACUGUUUCAAGUAAAGUUUAGUGAAUGACUGACAAUUUGUUGAUACACAACUGUGGGAAAACACUGCAGUGCUUUAAAUGUAUAUUUUUAUUUGGGUUUAUUAUACUUCUUAGUAUAUGGUUCAAUAAAAACUGAAGUGUUUGCUACAGUUGGAUAAUCGUAAAAACAUCUCUUACCUCGUCAUUUUGUCUGCUGUGAAAAAGUAAUUUCUUCUUUAUUUUCUUUUUUUUUCAAAUUGACCAUAGACAGUCAAUGUUAACAUUUAGACUCCUAGUAGCAGUAAAUGCUGGGUUUUAUAUAUAUAAAAGGAAAAUUUGAUUUUUUCUUUAUGAACUUAUUAUAUAACUUUGUGAUUUUUAUCUGAUUUUAUUGUAACAUAAAGUUGUUUUAUGUAAAAAUAUAUAGUUUAAGUAAAA
Strigops habroptila (Kakapo) is the source of this 8192-nucleotide messenger RNA. RefSeq names its product homer scaffold protein 2 (gene HOMER2). Lineage: Eukaryota; Metazoa; Chordata; Aves; Psittaciformes; Psittacidae. Bases 212 to 1366 code for a protein of 384 amino acids. The transcript has 9 exons. Gene Ontology annotation, biological process: protein phosphorylation; regulation of store-operated calcium entry; G protein-coupled glutamate receptor signaling pathway. Gene Ontology annotation, molecular function: protein serine/threonine kinase activity; G protein-coupled glutamate receptor binding; ATP binding. Gene Ontology annotation, cellular component: cytoplasm; plasma membrane; dendrite. The record is from RefSeq and is a predicted model, not a curated record.